Messenger RNA from Branchiostoma belcheri (Belcher's lancelet), 515 nucleotides. Its product is annotated as NF-kappa-B inhibitor cactus-like. Gene Ontology annotation, molecular function: protein binding. The transcript has a single exon. Bases 16 to 405 code for a protein of 129 amino acids. Gene Ontology annotation, cellular component: cytoplasm; nucleus. NCBI's taxonomy places the organism in Eukaryota, Metazoa, Chordata, Leptocardii, Amphioxiformes, Branchiostomatidae. The record is from RefSeq and is a predicted model, not a curated record.
ACUUCUGAGGAAAGGAUGUCUGUUGUGCAACUGUUGAUUGACAACGGUGCAGAUUUGACCAGCCAAAAGCACGGUUUAACCCCUCUACAUCUCGCAGCAGAAGACAAACCUUUAGACAUUGUCAAAAUGCUGGUAGAGGCGGGGGCAGACAUUCGAGCAGAGGCUCUAAAGACUGGUCUGACUCCCCUCGACAUGGCCAAACACACAAAGAAGCAAGACGUUGUUGACUACCUGGUCGCAAGGGCAGAAAAGGACAAUGAAGAGGGAGGAAGGCCCAAACGGGAUCCACCCAGCGUGGAGCCACGGCAGACAGACACACCUGUGGAGGAGACUGUUGAAGGGGCAGUGGGAGGGAUUCAAAAGUUGGACAUCAAGGAUGAGGACAGUAGUGACGAUGACCUGUAGCGUCGGGUGGUAUAGUGGUUAGAGCGUUUGACUAUGAACCGGGAGACCCGGGUUCAAUUCCGAGUCGUACUCGGGGCAUGUCUGAACAUGCACCCCGACGUUGUGCCCUU